Phascolarctos cinereus (koala) is the source of this 5983-nucleotide messenger RNA. RefSeq names its product ring finger protein 225 (gene RNF225). Gene Ontology annotation, molecular function: ubiquitin protein ligase activity. Gene Ontology annotation, biological process: protein ubiquitination. The record is from RefSeq and is a predicted model, not a curated record. Lineage: Eukaryota; Metazoa; Chordata; Mammalia; Diprotodontia; Phascolarctidae.
UACAUGCACACAUAGACCUGGCCCCCAGAGCUCUGGGUGGAGGUCAGGAGAAGCAGGUGAUCAGCUGUCUGCAUCCUCGCCAUACCCAGGAUCCUCACUGGCCAUUUAGCCAGGCAGCCAGGCCCCAGGCUGGCUGCCCCCCACCCCUCUCGGCCCAGGGGAUCAGUGGACUCUGAGGAGGGCCAGUAAGUGGGUGGCCUUGGCCCUCAUUAGUGGACUGGCUGGCCCCUGAAUCCGUGGGUGGUCUGGGCCCUAUGCUGGGCAAAGCCCUUUACUGCAUGCAGUAGGUGUCAGUUCCCCAUCUGGGAAAUGGGUGGUUCCAGCCCAUGGGACUCCUCCCCACCACCUUAGGAGUGGGGCUGCCAAACCCAGGGGUCACAGAGUUGAGGGGCGGGCAGCAGCUGGGCAGGGUUUCAGCAGGUCUGCAUAGCUGGCCAGCCAACAGCUGACUGCAUGCUAGCCUCAGGGCACACCCCCUUAUGCAGGCCCCUCAUGCCUGUGGGGGGAAGGUGGUAUUGCCGAGAUGGGCAUGCAUUCCUGGCCACCCCCGCCAUCCGGCCGGCCAAGGGGGUGGGGCGGCCCCCACAGGUGCAAGCGGGGGGAGGCUGGGCCCAGGGGAGGUUCUACCCACCCCCGCCCUUCCAUUCUGUCUUGGGAUGUAGCUGAACCGGUCUGGCCUGGGAAGCCAAGCUGGGGUUAGCAGUGGACCCCACCCCACCCACGCCCCCUUGAGGAAGACAAUCCUAGAGAGACCGGAAAACCAAGGUUGCACAGGCCUGGGCCAGCCUGGCCCAGGAAGGAGUCUGGCAGCCAGCUCCAGAGGGGCCAGACUGCUUGUGGCUUCCCCCCAGGACAGGUCUCUGAUGCCUUGCCCACUUACUUGCCUCCGAUGGCCUCGAGGCCCAUCCCGUUCCUGGUCCCUCCCCACCUCUCCAGGGGCCGGUUCCACUGCACGCUCCCCGGUGGGAGAGGAAGAGGAGGAGGAUGAAGAUGGGGGGCCCAGGCCCGGCCCUGCCGAGGUGGAGUCCCCUAUCCUGCCUCCUCCAUCCCCCAUGGACUGCCUCAUCUGCGUCUCCCCCUUUGACGGUGUUUUCAAGCUUCCCAAGCGCCUGGCCUGUGGCCACGUCUUCUGCCUGGAGUGCCUGGCGCGGCUCUCGCUGGCCACUGUAGGCAGCGGGGAGGCUGUGGCCUGCCCCAUGUGCCGGGCGCCCACCCGCCUGCCCCCCCGCCGCGGUCCCCCCGCACUGCCCACGGAGCCCGGUCUCCUGCCCCGGGAGGCCCAGGGCCCCGGCCUCUGCCAGCACUCGGUCCGAUUCGACAGGCGGCGGGGUCUUCUUUACCUGCGCCCUCCUUCCUCGUCCUCGGGGUCGUCCAAGGCUUGUGAGGGCCCCCCGCUCCCCCCUCCUUUGCGGCUGGGCCGGCCCCAGCCCAGGACUCUCGGCUGGGACCGCUCGACGUGGGCCUUCCACGCCGCGGUCACCCUGGCGGUGCUGGUCACCGCGGGGCUAGUCGUCUCUGGGGUCUACAUCUUCUUUCUCAUUCCCCACUCCACCACUCACGCUAUGGUCCUCCCACGCCCGCCCCUGGCCUCUCCCACCAACUCCUCUUGGUUUCUCCCCCCUGUGACUGCCGAUGCAGGACCCUCGGCCUUGCCCCCACUCCUGCGGCAGACCGAACCCUUGGGAAAUGUGCUGGCCACAGAGUUCUCUGGGCCCCCGGAUCCCGGGACCCUGCCUCAUGAUGGCCAAGAGGGGUCUGGAACCCCGAGCUCGAGCCAGGCCAAGUUCCCAGGAGAAGAGGCCAUGGGCGGUGACCCUCUGGGGGGCUGAGAGAGGAGUGUUGGACUUCUGUCUGUGGGCAUCUGGUUUGGCAGAAAAUUCAAACCUAGAGGAAACCGAGGCAGCCCAAGCAGAUCUGGGGUCUUGGGCCUCUUAUAGAUGGGGAAACCGCCGAGGUAGACGCAGGGGCAUGAGCAAAGGUUGCAUUGAGUGUGAGGAGGAUCACUUUAGCACUGGCCAAGCCUGGCUGUCCUGGGAGGGCUCAGCUUGGCCCCAGGCCUGGUCAUGGGCCCCCAGAUGGAUCCUGGGAGCACAGAUGUAGAGCUAGAAUCUAGUACAACUCCUCAUUUUAUAGAGAAGGAAAGUGAGGCCCAGCAAAGGGCAGCCCCCUUUCUCAGGUCCUGCAGGUAGUGAGUGGGAUGUCAGCCCACCCACGUGGGUCAGGGGAGAGGGGUCCAACUGGACUAGUCAUUUCCUUUCUGGGAGCCUCUCCAUCUGAAAGUAGGGCUGGGCCACAGUGGGGGGGAGGGAGGGGUUGAAGCUUCCUUUUCCCCCUGGAGCUUCCUUCAUUGCCUGGGGAUCUCCAAGCACUUCUCCCUGAGUCACAGAGGCCAUACUCAGCUCUGGCAACCCAUCCACCAUGUUUGUACCCAUCUCCUAAGCCCUUGGUGCUGAGUGCUGGAGGGUCUGCCUGCCCACUGCAAUCCAGUGGAGCCACAGCUCCCUGGCCCCUCCCAAGCCCCCUCCUCACACAUGUACCUCCAUGCCCACUCCUGGGUCCAGCAGCGUGGUACCAGGGGCUACCGAAAGGCCAGAUCCCACCCCAGUUCCUUCCUGAGGGGUGGCCCAAUGCUUUGUGCUCUCCAGGGCUGUGGGUUUCCCUGAGCCAAGGAGACCUGUCUCCUAUCUCCCGACUCCAAGCCUUUGCCCUCGCAGUGCUCCAUGCCUGCUCUGCUCCCUCCCCUGGACUACUCCAGCCCCACCUCUGAAGGACCCCGCCACCAUCACACCCCAUGGGUCCAUCCUAGAGGAUGGCACAAGACUGUCAGCUCCCUGAGGGCAGGUACCUGCUUUAUCACCGUCGGGAAGAACUGUGAUCCCCCUCCCCCAUGCCUCGAUUUCCCUUUCUGUACGAACUAAGAGGCUCUGCAAACUCCCGGGAUGAUCAUAUUAGCUUUUGUAAUAAAAGCCUGUUGAUUGACUAACUGACGGAUUCCUGGUUGUGCCACUACGUGCUCAAGAUUCUUCCCUUCUCUGGGAAUUCUGGGGCUAUGUAAGAAAGAGGGCUAUCUCCAAGCGCCGCCUGAAGCUUUGAAGGUCGGGCCCAGGACUACACAAACCACAGUGCGUCGAGGAGGUCAUGCGCACGCGCAGAGGAGUCUUUAGGUCAGCCUCCCCACCACUUGUCCCAGGAGGCUUCGCGCGCUCCAGGAACAAUAGCCGGAGCAGGCGGUUGCUAUGGGACCGUGCUCCGCCCGUGCACGCGCCGCCUCCCCGGUUGUCAUAGAAACGACUAGGCCCGAGCCCCCUGGCCCGGGCCAGGCGUGUGGGCGGGACAACGGGACAAAGGCGAGAGCGCGUCCUUUCGGAGGGUCAGGAGAGGCCGCACCCCGAGGGCCGUGGGAGGAGAGUUCUCCAAGAGAGGCAUCCUGGGGACAGAGCUCGAGGGCCCGGUCUUCCAGACAGCCUGGUGGAGGCCGGAAGUGGGUGCGACCUUGCUUCCGGUUCUGUCCGCCCUCGGACCAAUGGGAGGCAGGGAAGCGAGGGUCCGGCUGUGGGCAGGAGGGAGCGCUGGGCGCAUGCGCAGGACUCCAGUUUCACCCCCCCCAUUAUUCCCAACCCCCAUUGAGGAUUCAGGGAGCCUUCUUCCGUCUCUGCAGUGGGUUGUUGGGGGCCCCAGAAGCCUGCCGGACGAGGGCUGGGCCCAGGGCCGGGCAGAGGAGAAGGAAGGAGUUGGCUCCCCCAGGGAGGGAAGGCAAGGCAAGGCAGCGCUGCCCUGGUUCAGUUUGAGAGGCCUUCUCUGAGCAGGAGCCUCCAGGAGAGAACACACAGCUGUGAUGCAUGUGGCUAGACCUUCAAACACAGCUCACACCCCAUGAACGCCCCGAGGAUUCACUCUUGGGGAGACUGUCAGUGUUGUGCAUUGUGGAGAGCUCAGCACUUAACUAAUUCAGAGAAUUCACACCAGAAGUGAGGGCUGUGAAAAAGCCUUCCUCCCACCUCAGAGAACUUAUACUGAAGAGAAACCCUAUAACUGCAAUGAGUGUGGAAAAACCUUCAGCCAAAGGUCGUACCUGCUGGAACAUCAUCAGAUAUUCGCUGGGAGAGGCCUUCUCAGUGUAACAGUGUGCUCAAGCAUCAAGGGCAGCUUCACCCUUACAAAGGACAAGAGAAUUCACACCAGAGACAAAAGCUUCGAGUGUGAGAAGAGUGGGAAAGUCUCAAAAGAGCUCAAACCUGGGCAACACCAGAGAGUUCACACCAGAGAGAAGCCCUUUGAAUGUGGGAAGGAUUUCAGAGUGAAGUCAGUCCUCAUUCAACAUCAGAGAAUUCAUACUGGAGGGAGGCCCUCUGGAUGUAAGAAAUGUGAGAAAGCUUUGAGGGGCAAUUGAGAUCUUAUGAAACACCAGAGACUUCACACCAAAGAGUGAGGCUCUGAAAAUAGAAUGUGAGAAAACUUCUGUAAGUCUUGUCUGAUCUGAUACAUGUGUCCCCUGACACCACAGCCUAUACCUUAAUGUUGUUUUAAUUGAUACUUGUUGGCUGGUAUUGAUGAAGGGAUGUAUCUACCCCAGGGUAGAAUCUUUCAGAGCUGAAUAAGUAAUUCCAGUCAGGCUUUUCAGAGGGAGCUAGAAGCCAGAAAUAUGCUUGAUUAAUGAAUUUAAUUGAGUUUUGCUUCCUAUAGGGCUAUUUCUGGAUCUAGGUGGGCCACUGUGGGCUUUUUUGGCUCAAAGUUCACAUUGUCUGAGCUAGAAGGGAGCCCAGAGGUCAUUGGAUUAAUCACUCUCAUUCUGAGAAAGCCCAGAGAGGAAGGGCAGAGUUAGGAUAGAGACUGGAACUCAAGGCCAUGACCUGCCCACUGACAUGGGUGGGUAAAUUUCAUAUGUGUUGUCUAUGGGAAGAACCUGGGAUUCUACAACCCCAGAGCUGGAGGGAGCUGGAAGAGCUCAGAGAAGGAGGCCCCUCUCCAGGCAACCAAGCAUAACUCCCUCAUUUUACAGAUGAAGACCAGAGAGGCAGAGAUGAUCCCACAGCAAGGAGGUGUCCAAGGCCGAUUCACACCCUCAUUUUCCUGACUUCAAGUCCAGGCCUCUGUCUGCUCUUCCUGCCUCUCAGCCCAGUCGGAGGGCCUUCCAAAAAUGACCAGCAUUGGAGUUACUCCCACCGUGAUUGUGAAUAAAUGAGAUCUCAGUGGCCAUGGAAUCUAAUCCAUUCCAGAAGGGAAUUCCCUCUAUGCAUACAUGGUGGUCAUCCAGUCCCUACCAGGAGAUCUCCAGUGGGGCAGCCACCACCUCCCCAGGCAGCCUAUUCCACAGCCUAUUCAAGAAACAGGAAGUGUUUCUUGAAAUGAAGCCAAAAGCUGCCUCUUCCCCUUGCUCCUCCCAGUUCUGCUCUCUGGAGCCAAACAAUACCAGCUGGUCCCUCCUUGUAGACAACAUCCCUGCCACAUCCCUGGUUUCUCUCUUCUCCAGGCUAAGUAAGCCUGCCAUAUCACUCCACUGAUCAUGGUCAUAGGAGAGGAACUCGAGGCCUUGAGCUCUCCUGGCUGUCUUUUUCUAGCUCAUUGAUGUCCUUCCUGACAUAUGCCCACAGAUAAGGGCAUCUGGGGAUGGCAGAGCACAGUGGGAUGAUCGUCUCCCUCUGUUCCCAGAAGCACAGGGCCUCUCCAUGCUUGUCUUCCACCAACUCCCCCAGGUCUUUCUUUAGCCAAACUGCUGCCAGGCCACUCCUCUCCAUCUUAUGCUUGGUUUUUAAUAUUUAUUUUAUUUAUUUUUGUUACAUUUUGAGUUCCAAAUUGUCUUCCUCACUCCCAACCCGCAUUAGAGAAGGCCAACAGUUGACACAGAUCCAUAUGUGGAACCAUGCAAUACAUACAUCCAUAGAUCAGCUCUUUCUCUAGAGGUGGAUGGCAUCUUCCUUCAUGAGUCCUUUGUAGUUUAUUUGAAUGUUCAUGUACUCAGAAUAGCUCAGACAUUCACAGUUAC